Messenger RNA from Rhinocladiella mackenziei CBS 650.93, 1083 nucleotides. RefSeq lists its product as uncharacterized. The transcript has a single exon. Gene Ontology annotation, molecular function: maleylacetate reductase activity; metal ion binding; alcohol dehydrogenase (NAD+) activity. Gene Ontology annotation, cellular component: mitochondrion. Lineage: Eukaryota; Fungi; Ascomycota; Eurotiomycetes; Chaetothyriales; Herpotrichiellaceae. The record is from RefSeq and is a predicted model, not a curated record. The coding region runs from base 1 to 1083 and encodes 360 amino acids.
AUGGAACCGUUCGAGUACAACGCGAACCCGGGCCGCGUGGUCUUUGGUCCAGGUAGCAUCCAAAAACUGCCGGAUGAGAUCCGACGACUGGGUUUCAAAUCGCCUCUUCUUCUGUCGACACCUCAACAAGUCCGUGAAGUAGAACAUCUCGCAAAGAUCCUGACCUCGGCCUCCAUCGACCCUGCUGGCGUAUACAGCAAUGCGACCAUGCACACUCCCUCCCACAUCACCGAAGAAGCCAUGUCUUUUAUUCACUCGAAAUCCGCAGACUGCGUUGUUUCAAUAGGAGGUGGUUCGACAACCGGACUGGGAAAAGCCAUAUCAGUCCGAACUGGUCUACAUCAUAUCUGCAUCCCCACCACAUAUGCUGGUAGUGAGAUGACGCCUAUCCUGGGAGAAACACAGGACGGCCGCAAGACCACUCGGACAGAUCCCCAAAUCCUUCCUGGCACGGUCAUAUACGACGUCGACCUGACCAUGACGCUGCCCAUCUCUUUGAGCGCCACGUCAGGUGUCAACGCCAUCGCCCACGCUGUCGAAGCAUUGUAUGCGAAGAACAAAAACCCCAUCAUAUCACUUCUCGCGCUUGAAGGCACCAAAGCCCUCGCCGAAUCUCUUCCCGAAAUUAUCCAAAAUUCCCAAUCUCAACCAGCGCGCGAGAAAGCCCAGUACGGCGCAUGGCUAUGCGGUGUCUGCCUCGGAUCCUCCUCCAUGGCCCUGCACCAUAAACUAUGUCACACACUCGGCGGCUCCUUCAAUCUACCGCAUGCUGAGACACAUACGAUCGUGCUCCCGCACGCUCUUUCGUACAACGCGCCCGCUAUCCCGGACGCCAUGGCCAAACUGGCCUCUGUACUUCCCGGAAGUGACGGUGACGCCACUAAGGGCUUGAACGUCCUCCUGGAGAGACUCCAGGUCAAACGCGCGUUGAAGGACUUUGGCAUGAAGGAGGAAGACAUCGACAAAGCCGCCGAGAUCGCCGUGAGUAAUCAAUACCCGAAUCCAAGAAAGGUUGAGAAAGAGCCGAUUCGGGAAUUGAUUCGGCGAGCGUGGGCUGGUGAACCAGCUAGGGCUGAUUUAUAG